Messenger RNA from Salvelinus namaycush (lake trout), 725 nucleotides. RefSeq names its product receptor-type tyrosine-protein phosphatase R-like. The record is from RefSeq and is a predicted model, not a curated record. The transcript has 5 exons. The annotation marks the transcript as partial. Lineage: Eukaryota; Metazoa; Chordata; Actinopteri; Salmoniformes; Salmonidae. Gene Ontology annotation, biological process: protein dephosphorylation. Gene Ontology annotation, molecular function: protein tyrosine phosphatase activity.
AUCCACAUUCCAGAGUGAUCCUGAGGACCAAGAGCUCCUUCGACCAUCUCAGCAGCUACAUCAACGCCAACUACAUUAGGGGUUACCUAGGUGACGAAAAGGCCUACAUCGCCACCCAGGGUCCCAUGAUCAACACAGUGAAUGAUUUCUGGCAGAUGGCCUGGCAGGAAGACUGUCCUGUCAUCAUCAUGAUCACCAAGCUCAGGGAGAAGAACGAGAAAUGUGUUCUGUACUGGCCAGAGAGGCGUGGUAUCUACGGCAAGGUGGAGGUGCUCAUUAACAACGUGACAGAGUGUGACAACUACACCUGCCGUACCCUCACCCUGAAGCAAGGGGCUCAGAGUCGUGUGGUGAAGCACUACUGGUACACAUCAUGGCCGGACCAUAAGACCCCAGACAGCGCCCAGCCCCUGCUCCAGCUGAUGAGAGACGUGGAGGAGGACAGGACGGGCUCCCCGUCCCAGGGACCCGUCAUCGUACACUGCAGCGCGGGGAUUGGCCGAACGGGCUGCUUCAUCGCCACGAUGAUAGGCUGUCGUCAGUUGGAGCUGGAGGGAGUGGUGGAUGUGCUGGGGAUUGUGUGUCAGCUCAGAGCGGACAGAGGAGGCCUGAUCCAGACAGGGGAGCAGUACGAGUUUGUCCACCACGCCUUGAGCCUCUUCGAGACCCGCCUCUCCGCCGACACCGGCCAAUGAACAGAGGCCAGGAAGUUUUUGCUAGACAUG